Messenger RNA from Seminavis robusta, 1131 nucleotides. The record is from the annotation of a GenBank genome assembly. Lineage: Eukaryota; Bacillariophyta; Bacillariophyceae; Naviculales; Naviculaceae.
AUAGUACACGUCCCUUUGCAUGCAAAAAAAAGCAAACCCACUAUCCUUGAUCCCAUAGUCCCCUCUAACCCAUAGAAACGUCUCUCUCACAGACAACAACAGAAACAACAUGAUCGAAGAGAACGACUGGGGUCUGAAUUGGAUGCAAACUCCGUGGAUUGUGUGGGGGCUCGUGCCCUUCCUUGCCGUCAAUAUUGGUUUCUGGGGCACCGCCAUUCCCCUGGAACUGAUUCUGAACAAACUCAUGCAGGAUGAUUCAUCCUUUUGGAACAAGUGGUUUCAUCUCAUUGAAUACGGCAACCAGAAGAAUCGUCGCCAGGAGUUGGCCGAAUGCCGAGCACAAAUCAGCCUAGCACAUCAAGCAAAAGUUUCGUUGAUGCAAAUGUGCGGUCCCACGGCGAUAAUUGGAGCCGUCACGGCUGGAUACCUGCUUCCUCUGUGGAUGCCUGCUGUGGAACGAACAAUGCCCACGUUGGCACAAUUUACACUACAAAUGAUAAUCAUGGAGAUUGUCGGUGAUUUUUCCCUCUACUGGGGUCAUCGAGUCCAACAUUCAAGUCAGUACCUCUGGGAGAAUUUUCAUUCCAAACAUCACCAACUGGGAACUCCCUCGGCUUUGUCGGCAGCGUGUAUCGAUGGAAUUGAUGCUACACUGCAAGCCUCAAUUCCCAUGUUAUUGGCCGGGCUGUCGGCUCGGGCCCACCCCGUUUCCUUUUGGGGCCAUUGUUUCUUUCGAGUCAGUCAAAAUGUGGUGCAUCAUUGUGGCAUGACCUCUCCCCUUCUCUCCAUUCUCUUUUUCAAAUAUCUUCCUGGAAGAGCUGACAAUAACUUUCAUGAUUACCAUCAUCGUUACUCCAAUUAUCAAGGCCAGGCCAGAAAUUAUGGAGAGUACUUUACGCUCUGGGAUGAGUUGUUUGGCACUGCCUCCAAUUUGGACAAAUUGAAGAUGAAAUAGGAGUACAUGUUGUCAUCCAUACAGAUAAUAAGACUGAAAUCCCCUCAUGCUAGCUAGUACCGGUAUCAGGUAUCACACAAAGAGAAAUCCAACCAAGCAAAUAGCUAGGCAAAAGUUCAUUCUAUAGAUUGCUCCAAUACCAUUUCUUGGCAAUACUUUUGGGAGCCAAUAUGACC